AUGGUGAUGAUUGAAUGGGAGAGGUUGAGGAUACUGGGAGAGGGAUCCUACAGCAUAGUGUACCUAGCCGAGCUUAGAAUCCCAGAAGAAGGAAAAAGAAUGGUGAUAGCCAUGAAGAGUUCAAAGCCUCAUGGAUUACAUUCGUUGCAGAAAGAAGGAGGCAUAUUGGAAUCGUUCUCUGGGAGUAAAGAAAUUGUUGAAUGCAUGUGGAGCAUAACGAACGAGGAGAAUGGUUGUGCUGUGUGCCAUCUUCUCAUGGAGUUGGCCCCUUACGGUUGUCUUGGAGACUUGAUCAGAAGGAAACCAUUCUCGGAGAGCCAAGUCAUAGUCUCCACACGCAUGAUUCUCAAAGGCCUCUCUCUCAUCCAUAAAGCUGGGGUCGUUCAUUGUGAUCUGAAGCCAGACAACCUCCUUCUUUUUCCCCCACUUGAAGAAGGUGUGGAGUUUCAACUCAAGAUUGCUGAUUUCGGACUUGCCAAGACCAAAGAAGAUAAAUGCGACGGUGAGAGUCGGGAGAUGAAGUUCAGAGGUUCACCCUUUUACAUGUCGCCAGAAUCAGUGAGGGGCGAAAUUGAAACAGCGUUGGAUAUAUGGUCUCUUGGGUGCAUAAUCAUCGAGAUGAUGACAGGGUUACCUGCAUGGCACCACAUUUCUUCCACACGCCACUUAAUGUUCAUACUCGCAUUCCCUAAACAAUCACCGCCGAUACCUUCUUGGCUCAGUCUCUGUUGCCAAGAUUUCUUGAGCAAGUGUUUCUCGAAGGAUCCCAAUCAGAGAUGGACGGCCACCAUGCUUCAACGUCAUCCUUUUCUUCUCUGA
This is a messenger RNA of Sphenostylis stenocarpa, 819 nucleotides long. Lineage: Eukaryota; Viridiplantae; Streptophyta; Magnoliopsida; Fabales; Fabaceae. The record is from the annotation of a GenBank genome assembly.